AUGUAUACCCAAGCGCCGCCAACUGCCAGUGGCUAUCCUCAAGAGAAGCAACAGCUGCCACCGACGAUGCCUCAGCAGCCGAUGGGCUAUCCUCAGCAACAACAGCCCAUGAUGAUGACUCCGCAACAGCAACAGCAGGUCCAGCAGAUGCUUCAGCAAAUGCCGCCUCAGAAGCUUGAGAUGUUGCAGCAGAUGCUCCCACCACAGCAGCAGUUCCAGCAGCAGUUCCAGCAGCAGUUCCAGCAACAGCAGCAGCAACAGCAACAGCCCUACGGCAUGGGUUCCAUGAUGCCACCAACACCCAUGAGCCCACCCAUGGCCAUGCCGAUAAACAACAUGCAGAAUCCCGCCAAGCCGACCCCGUUCCCUGGCGCAAACCCCAACCACAAGCAAGACGAAAAGCACACCGGCAAAGUCCAACGGUUCCUCGGCGAUACGCUCGUCGGCCGCUUCGCCCGCGCCUCCGUCCAAACCGCCUCCUCAACCUUCAAAAUGCCCACCGCACUAUCUCCCUGGGGUGACAACAACCCAGUCACGAUGCCCAACGUUCGAUACCGCGACGCCGUACUCUUCACAACCUUCGCCUUCGUCGGCGCACCCCUGAUCGAAGGUGCGGACAGUCUCGUAACCGACAUGUUCGGCGCAGACAGCUUCGUCAGUGAGAUCGUGUCGUCCGGCGCCACGGCCCUAACCGGGACCGGGGUCGGGAGCACGCUGCUCAAGUACGGCGUCUUCCAGAUCGUCGAGCAGGCUAUCGACAAGGGCAUCAUCGAGCACAUGCUGCCGGAGGAAGAGAAGAUGAUACAGACGCUCAACGUCAAGAGCUUGCAGGUGGGCAUCAAGCACAAGCUCAUGGGCGUGGAUGCCGAUAUCCGCUUCGCGGGGAUAUACCCCAGCAGUGACCAGAAGGCGUGCGAGAAGGGCUGGUUCUGUCCGUACCUCUUCUCGUCCUCCCGCACGCCGCUCGUGCCCCGCGCCAACGAUUUCGCCGUUGCGCAGUUCUUCGGUCCGUUUCUCGGUGCCGACUACGCCCUCGCCCACAAACUCCUCGCCGAAACCCCACACGUCCUCUCCCUCUGCGACGCGAACCCGCAGACCAACAUCGGCACGAACCGCCUGCUGAUCCUCUUCACCGCCAUCUCCCCUUUCCGUGCAAACAUGUGGUCCACGUCCCGACGCCCGGGGUGCGGCACCCUAGUCUUCCACCUCUUCGACGGCUGUCCCGCUCUCGUGCUGCCCGUAACCAGCCGCGCCCCCAUCACGGCAUGGAGUCCCUGGACGCUCUCCCAAAUGCGCCAUUCAGCGCGGAACAAUCCGCUGUACGGGCAGCAGGGCUUUGUCGGGCAGUGGGGGAGCGGCGGGUACAGGCCGGACUGGCAGCAUGAGCAGCUGUGUGAGUGGCUGGAUGGGCUGGUUAGUCUGCAGCAUGUCGAGCCGAAGGUGCAGGGGUGCUAUGCGGAUGUGUUGGGGAGGGCGGUCAGUUUGAUCAUCAAUGGGGCGCUGGCGCUCGAGAAUGCGCCGAAGGGCGUCUUGGGGAAGGUGGAUCCGGAGAGGGCGGGGAUUGUGUGUUUCAGGUAUUGA
Messenger RNA from Coniosporium apollinis CBS 100218, 1581 nucleotides. RefSeq lists its product as uncharacterized. The record is from RefSeq and is a predicted model, not a curated record. The coding region runs from base 1 to 1581 and encodes 526 amino acids. NCBI's taxonomy places the organism in Eukaryota, Fungi, Ascomycota, Dothideomycetes. The transcript has 2 exons.